Messenger RNA from Impatiens glandulifera, 858 nucleotides. RefSeq lists its product as uncharacterized. Gene Ontology annotation, biological process: shoot system development; root development. The transcript has a single exon. Bases 1 to 858 code for a protein of 285 amino acids. Lineage: Eukaryota; Viridiplantae; Streptophyta; Magnoliopsida; Ericales; Balsaminaceae. The record is from RefSeq and is a predicted model, not a curated record.
AUGGUGGCCAAAUUCCGUCGAUCACUUUCCUUCCCCAACAACAACAACCAAACAUCAUCAAAACCCACAAAAACCCUCCACGUCAGAUCGACAAGUCUCCCCUGCAGAUCUCAUCACCCAAUAAUCUCUCUUCUCAAAGAUCAAAUCAACGAUCUCAAAUCAUCUUCAUCAUCUUCUUCUUCAACAAUCCCCAAUAUACUCUGUCACAGAUUAACCCAACUCAAAACCAUCCACGAAUCACUCGAAGAUCUCCUCCACCUCCCCCAAACAAAAGAUUCACUUCGCAACCAAUUCAAUAACUACGAGAAUCUUCUAGAAGACUUCCUCCACUUUCUCGACGUUUACGGAACCUUCCAAACCCUUCUCCUCUCUCUAAAACAACAACUUUCCUCCACCCAAGUCGCCAUUCGAUCUAAAAACAUCAAAUUUGAAGAUUACAUCAAAACCCUCAAGAAACUUGCCAAAAAAAUCUCUGGCCUUUCCUCCACUAUCCGAUUAGCCGGCGCCGAUAAUCAAUCCGGCGAUACAGAGCUGGGUGAAGUCAUAAGGGAUGUUAAGGAGGUGACGAUUACGGUUUCGAUUGCCCUGUUUAGCGGCGUUUCGAAACCGUUCUUGCCGGAGAAGAAGGGGUGGAGAUUUGGAUUGAGAUUGAACAAAAGGGUGAAGAUAGAUCAUCAUCAGGAAAUUUGUUUAAUGGGAUUAUUGAGAAAGAAAGGGGAGGAAUUACAAGUGAAGAUGGUUUUGAAAAGGAUGCAUGAAUUGGAGAAUUGGAUUGAUGAGAUUGAGAGUUUUAGUGAGAAGAUAUACAGGAGUUUGAUUAAUACAAGAGUGUCAUUAUUAAAUGUUUUAACUAAUUAG